CUCACAGUCCGCCUCAUUGUUCGGGGCCGUGUGUGUCAGUCUCUCUCACAGCAUAAAGGCGACGUUCAGCGCUAAAAACUUGCGAUUCAUGGCAUGGAGGAGCCAGUGGGCAGCUGCAGCCCUCUGAUGUGUGUCAGGUUAUCUGGAAGAGCCGCGGAUCAGGGUCUGAGCCCGGUCACCAUCGAGCUGAAGCGAAGCCUCGUCUAGCUGCUCGAGUGUUGUUUUUUUUUUUUCUUCUUUCCUUUUUUUUUUCUUCCCUGCCUUAUUUUCCUUCUGCUCGGUGAAAUCUGACACAACAUCAGCGGCUCUAUUCUCUUAGUUUUGGAUGGCAGAUUCUUGCUAAUUGGCCCUGCGGUGAUUCGCAAAGAGAAAACACUGAGCUCAAACUGCAGAUGCCUUCAACUUUGAGCGAGAGGGACAACCCCUAAAACCCCGUUUUUACACGAGGGACAGACAUACAGACAUCUCCGUCAUCUCCUACUUCAUGAAAAGGACGCGUUUGGCUGAAAGGUGAUCAGAGAGCUGACGGGAAUCAUGGCAGCUACUUUAUCGGCGGAGGAAGAGCAGGCUACCAGGCAGUUUCUGGAGGAAAUCAACAAGUGGACCAGUCAGCAUGGGGUGUCACCGUUGUCCAGGGAAUUGGCCGUCAAGUUCCUCAUGGCUCGCAAGUUUGACGUCCUCCGAGCCAUUGAGCUGUUCCACAGUUACAGGGAAACACGUCUUAAAGAAGGAAUUGUCAGACUUCAGCCUCAGGAGGAGCCUCUACGCUCCGAGCUGCUCAGUGGAAAGUUCACUGUGUUGAGUGUACGAGACCCUUCAGGGGCCUCCAUUGCCUUGUACACGGCCAAACUUCAUCACCCCAACAAGACGGGCAACCAUGUGGUGCUUCAGGCCCUCUUCUACCUCCUGGAUCGGGCCGUGGAAAGUUUUGAGACCCAGAGGAAUGGCUUGGUGUUCAUCUACGACAUGGCGGGCUCCAACUACACAAACUUUGAGCUGGACCUGAGCAAGAAGAUCCUCAACUUGCUAAAGGGGGCGUUCCCUGCCAGGCUGAAGAAGGUGUUGAUCGUCGGGGCCCCGGUUUGGUUUCGAGUGCCCUACAAUCUGCUCAGCUUGCUGCUCAAGGAGAAACUUAGGGAGAGGGUUCAGAUGGUAAAAAUGGCAGAGCUGCGCCAGCACCUCCCCAGAGACUGUCUCCCACAACACCUUGGUGGCCUGCUGCCUCUGGACGCUUACAGCUGGAACCAGCAGCUGCUGGCGGGCCAGAAUGGCAGAGUAGACCCUGUGGAUGAGUUGGUGGGAAUCCCCUUGGAGGAUACUUCCAUUCACGUCCCUGGGCCUGAGUCCAUGCGCCCGCAGGAGCUGCUGACACACCUCGGCAGGCUACAGCGCUCAGGCAUCCAUCAGGAGUAUGAGGAGCUGCGCAAAGAAAUACCGCCUGGAACCUUCCACUGUGCACAAGCAGCCUACAAUCAGGAGAGGAAUCGCUAUGGAGAUGUGCUGUGCCUUGAUCAAACAAGAGUUCGCUUGAAACCCAGAAGGAACGAGAGAUCAGACUACAUCAACGCAAGCUUCAUGGACGGCUACAAACAGAAGAAUGCAUACAUUGGUACUCAAGGACCACUGGAAAGGACCUACGGUGAUUUCUGGAGAAUGGUCUGGGAACAAAACGUCCUCGUUAUCGUCAUGACGACCAGGACAGACGAGGGCAGUCGGAGGAAGUGUGGUCAGUACUGGCCUCUGGACGAAGGUGGCCAGGAGGUCUACGGUCACAUGGCAGUGGUGAACCAAAGGGUGGACCACCACACCCACUACAACCACACCACCCUGGAACUGCACAACACUGAGACAUGUGAACAGAGACAAGUGAGUCACUUCCAGUACCUCAGCUGGCCUGACUACGGCGUUCCCACCUCAGCAGUGACUCUCAUCGACUUCCUGGGAGCUGUGAAGAGACAACAGAGAAAGAUGGUGAAGGCUUUGGGACUUCAGUGGACAGGCCACCCACUGGGACCUCCGAUGGUGGUCCACUGCAGUGCAGGGAUUGGGAGAACAGGUACCUUCUGUGCCCUGGACAUCUGUCUGUCCCAGCUACAGGACGUAGGCUCGCUGAAUGUGUGUCAGACGGUGCGGCGCAUGAGAACACAGAGGGCCUUCAGCAUUCAAACCCCAGACCAGUACUACUUCUGCUACAAUGCCAUUUUGGAGCAUGCUCAAAGACAGGGCCUGCUCCCAGCCAAUCAGUGAGCCUCGGCCUCAACUUCCCAAACCAAUCUCCAUGAGCCCUGUGAUUCCGGCAGUCAGUCUGUUAAACCCCAAGCCCAUGUUGUGUGACCAAUUAGUCCAGGAAAGUAACUUCCUCACAGAAGCUGUCUUUUGAAAUUAGACCUGUUCUUUACUGGCAGACCAAGACAGUGACAUUAAAAGGCUUGAUUUUCAACAUUGUGUUUUAAUGUGAUAACAUUCAGGCUGCCAACAAUGUGACGUUUUGUUUUUGAUGAACAUAUCUCCAAAAAUGUGGUAGAGUGAACAAACUGCUCUGGUGUCGUGCGGUUUUGUUGUGCGUGGUCAGGCACAUUGGGUAGGGUGAAGUCAUGUCGGUUAACUUUUCAUUUAUUUAUUUGUCGCUGGUGGUUCAGGGACCUUAAAGGAGUAGUUCACCCCAAAAACAAGUUUGUCUGCAGCUAGUAUAUCCCUUGACUGAUAAAAUUAAUAUGGCCACCACAAUCCUGUAACUGCUGCUGUAGAGAAAUCAAGUGUCUCACAGCUAAAUAAAUUCCAAUUCUAUUCAUUUCUCACAACGAGAUACAACAAGAUAUCAACUGGGUUUCCUUUCUGUGGCGAAACAUUCCUCUAAACUUUUUUCUGUUCCAAAUAAGAAGCCUGAUCUCCACUCUCGGGGAACAAUAAUGGGGUAACUUUGCACCUCCUGUGUCCAGUAAAUACUGCAUUCACCACAGUGCAUUUUUAGCUCAUGUCUAAACGUCCCGUAGAUGGUACGAGCUAGUUUUGUAUAGUCUCAAGAGUGUCAAACUGAACACGAGGAGGUAAAACCACAAUGUGUUGCCCAAAAGCCAACUUAGUGGGAAAGUAUUUUUGCCAAGAAGUUGUUGUAUUCCUUCGAGGUUGCACGAUGCAUCCUCGUCUGCCUAAAGCACAUCACCAUUCUCAGCCUGUCAGCCGUGUUCUGUGAUCACUCAUUAAAUUCCUGUCCAUGUGAGUUCCUCUUAAAGGUUUUUUGUUUUUUUUAUUUUGUUUUCCCAAACGAGUCUACUAAAACCGAGGACUGUCCAUCUCACCUGAAUAUUGAGCUUCUAUAGCCGCCUUUGCUCGCUGUGAGCUGUGCCACCAUGCUUUAGUGAUAGUGGGACUGUAUUGCUAAACUCCCCACGCACACUUGUUCAGAGCGGUCCAUGCUGCAGUGACUGUGCCACUGAAGCAUGCAUCUGUUGAAGUCAUCACUUAAGACCUCAUGAGUAGUGCAAUACUUUUUUUUUUGUUUUGUUUUUACACAGAUCACGUCUUAGCACUUUGAAACAACUAUUCCCGAUGUGCUCUGAGAUUAGUCAUUGAGGCGAUAGGAUGGGAGGACAAAUAAAACCUAAUAGUAAUUCUGUAGGUCUACAUGUGAUGCUGGGAGAACUUGAUUGUUAUUGUAAAUUUAGUGAUGCUUAAAUAUAAGACAUUUAGUGACAUUUACUGUAAACAUCUGCAUAGAGCUUUAUUGGGACAAAUCAAGAGGAUUUUACAGGGAAACCAGUAAUUGAUGAUAGAAUAGUUAAAUAAACAAGCACAAAUCUGUGCCUCCAACCCUAUAAAGUUCCUCCUGUGCACUUGAGAGUCAGAAAUCGAAGUAUAUUUUCAUUAUUAUUGUGUUUCCGUUCUACAGACUGUGGUUGUAAUCAGUGCUUUCAUCUGCUCCCAGUAUCUUGCCAUUAUUAUAGAGUACAUGUACAAAAACUGUGUCUGUGUGUCAUAUGUUGCUGCCGGGUGAAAAAAAAAGAAAAAAAAAUGUGUUCUUUGCUACAGAAUUCAUAUUGAAUUUGCUUGUAGUGAAGCAUUUUUUUUAAAAGUCUGCCGUAUUCAUGUACUCUGAUUUUAGAAUUAUUUUUCCUUUCAAUGAUGGACGCAAGAUGUGCUCUAUUUUAUUUUUCUAUUAUAUUCAACAACUGUUUUCAUACGAUUACCCAGGAUUAUACAGUUAUCUACAUUAAUUUUAUAUUUGUUCUGUUAUAACCUAUUACUUUAUCAUUCAUAUAACUAUUGAUUCAAGCUAUACUGUAUUAAAUACAAACUGCGUCAACGUGUA
Molecule: messenger RNA, 4309 nt
Organism: Stegastes partitus (bicolor damselfish)
Lineage: Eukaryota; Metazoa; Chordata; Actinopteri; Pomacentridae
Gene: ptpn9a
Product: protein tyrosine phosphatase non-receptor type 9a
Exons: 13
Coding region: 535-2247 (570 amino acids)
Biological process (GO): protein dephosphorylation
Molecular function (GO): protein tyrosine phosphatase activity
Source: RefSeq, a predicted model, not a curated record